GAGUUUUGUACACACCAGGACACACUGAUGAUCAUAUGAUUUUGCAUCUAGAAGAAGAAAAUGCUGUGUUUUCUGGUGACUGUAUUUUAGGGGAAGGAACAACAGUAAUUGAAGACCUGUAUGAUUACAUGAAAACUUUGAAAAGGCUGUUAGAAAUGAAACCAGAUUUGAUAUAUCCAGGUCAUGGCCCAGUAGUACGUGAUGCAAAUACCAGAAUCCAAAACUACAUUUCUCACCGAGUUGCACGUGAACAGCAAAUUCUAAAUGUUUUCCAGAAGAAUACUGGAAAAUCAUAUACAUCUUCGGAGCUUGUAAAGAUAGUAUACAAGGAAAUCCCUGAAAACUUACUUGCAGCAGCAGAAAGUAACCUCCUAGUCCACUUGAAGAAGUUGGAAAAAGAAGGAAAAGUGUUGCGUGAUGAGUCUCCCACCUUCAGAUGGAAAAACAAUUUAUAAGUUACACAAGAUUGCUCAAGAGUAUUUUUAAUCUUCACAGUUGCUGUAUGAAAAAAUAUAAUGACAAGCUCAGACGAUAUGUAAAAUAAAAACUAAUUUUUACUUAUUUUUUUAAAAUGUGGUAACACAAUUUUAAAGCAAUGU
Messenger RNA from Acanthisitta chloris (rifleman), 599 nucleotides. RefSeq names its product lactamase, beta 2 (gene LACTB2). The coding region runs from base 36 to 455 and encodes 139 amino acids. Gene Ontology annotation, cellular component: mitochondrial matrix. NCBI's taxonomy places the organism in Eukaryota, Metazoa, Chordata, Aves, Passeriformes, Acanthisittidae. The transcript is spliced from 4 exons. The record is from RefSeq and is a predicted model, not a curated record. Gene Ontology annotation, molecular function: single-stranded RNA binding; RNA endonuclease activity.